Amaranthus tricolor (Joseph's coat) is the source of this 1605-nucleotide messenger RNA. Its product is annotated as protein S40-6-like. NCBI's taxonomy places the organism in Eukaryota, Viridiplantae, Streptophyta, Magnoliopsida, Caryophyllales, Amaranthaceae. Bases 612 to 1109 code for a protein of 165 amino acids. The transcript is spliced from 5 exons. The record is from RefSeq and is a predicted model, not a curated record.
AUCCCAUGUCCGCGUCAAAUCAGUGAUUCCUUUAGUAAUUCAAUCUAUAAGUACCCAACAGGAGAAUUCGCCGAAUACGCAGAUCGAGAUACUAAUGCCUGAGUUUCCGGGUUCGGAUCGUGGGCCGAUGUGUUUUGGACUCAGGAAUAAUGUUUUUGUUGCUCUAUUAAGAUGUCAUACUUCAAUUUUAGUGUCAAUCUCUGCACCGAUUUCAUACAGCAGCAUCACCAAGGCUCAAAAGGGAAUGUCAGCAUUUUUUAGAAGGGUAAUGUUGCGUAUAUCCGACUUCUCAAAACCCUGUUUCUAUGAGAGCUUUUGUGGAAGCCAUUUUUAGGUCAAUUGAACACAGGAAGUUGCAAUUCUCUGCCGUUUCCUAAGUUGCUUACAAGAGUCCAACCUAAAAGAGGAGAAAUUCUUAUUGUCUUCCUCUUCUAGUUCAAUCACAAGUUUGUACCAAUAAAUCUACCAAGAGAUACUGUCCUUCCUACCUGUAUUGGAAAUUGUUUAUUCCUCCUCUUGCCUUAGUGGAUUCUUAUUUUGUAGCUGGCAAAUCCUUAAAAUUUGUAUUUGAGGGCAGAAAACUGAUUUUUUGUCUAAACCCAGAAAAAAAAAUGAAAAAUAAGUAUUGGAGGGCUUACAGAAGUGAAGAAUUCCAGGAGGAAGAUAUCUGGGAAGUGAUCAAACAAGAAGAUAAUACUGGGUUUAAGAACAAUGAUCAUCUAAGCUCUCCUCAUUUGAUCUCGAAACGGGUUCCUAGUGCAGCAAGAAUGAUCCCAGGCAUCAGAAAACAUCAGCAGAUUGAUGAAAAUGUGCACAUAGUGCAGAGUUCUGCUCCUGUUAAUAUCCCUGAUUGGUCUAAAAUCUAUGGUGGUACAUCAAGGAAGAAGAAUAUUGGUAGGUGUUCGUCAUCAUCCCUUGAUCAUGAUGAUGAUGAUGAUGAUGAUGAUGAUAAGGAUGGUAAAUUGCCCCCUCAUGAAUGGUUGGCUAAGAAGUUUGCAAAGAAUCAGAUUUCUUCAUUUUCUGUUUGUGAAGGUGUUGGAAGGACCCUCAAAGGUAGAGAUCUUAGUAGGGUAAGGAAUGCUGUUUUGUCUAAAACUGGUUUUCUCUGAUUAAACUUUUGAUUGAGUUGGUCGAUAUCAGGCUCUGCGUCAUGGGUUCCAAUCUUAUCUAGUUAUCAUGUUACGUACGAGUUGACAUUGGGAGUUGGGUCCUCAACCAUCUAUUUGAGGAAAAGUUUUUAGUUGAGUUGGUCGGGUAGUCAGGAUAUUGGGAGUUGGGUCCUCGACCAUCAGUUUAAGGAAAAGUUUUUAGUUUUUCUAUGUUACGAGUUCGAAUCUCAUUUCAACCUCCUCUUACGUAGGAUUCGUGUCUUACAUUUAUACUUAUAGUUCAACAGGCUCUUCAAACAUAAAAAGUUGUAUGUUUUUUUAUCAAGUUCAUUGGAACAAUAGUUAAUCGUGUUAAGAAUACAAUAUAGUUAGACAUAUUUUGGUACAUUUCUUUAAAGCUAAAUGCUAUAAAUUAAAUUGUAAAUAUAUGUGCAAGAUUUAGUUGCUAUUUGUUUCUUUUAAUGCACAGCUUCUUUUUCAUUUUUGAGUUAUGCAU